AUGCAGAUCUUGUCAACGAUUUGUCCACUCGUUCAUGAUACAUUUAAUGUGAAAUCUGUAUUUAUCACAAGUGAAAAGCGAGAGCCUUUUUUAAUUAUAGCCUCUACAACGAACUCCAUGAGACUGUCUUGGAUAACCAUUUCAUCAAUCUGUAUGGUAGUGAUUGGACUGAUCCAUGGUCAUUCAAGAAGAUUCAUCUUCUAG
Schistosoma margrebowiei is the source of this 204-nucleotide messenger RNA. NCBI's taxonomy places the organism in Eukaryota, Metazoa, Platyhelminthes, Trematoda, Strigeidida, Schistosomatidae. The record is from the annotation of a GenBank genome assembly.